Molecule: messenger RNA, 1473 nt
Organism: Fusarium verticillioides 7600
Lineage: Eukaryota; Fungi; Ascomycota; Sordariomycetes; Hypocreales; Nectriaceae
Exons: 2
Coding region: 1-1473 (490 amino acids)
Biological process (GO): proteolysis
Molecular function (GO): metalloexopeptidase activity
Source: RefSeq, a predicted model, not a curated record
AUGAAGUUUACUACAGCUGCUGCUCUUCUGGCUCUUUCGCCUUUGACAGAGGCUACUAAGCCUCUGGUGAGCUCAAAGAAGCUUCAGAAGCUCAUCACCGAGAAGGGGUUGAUGCACAACUUGAAAAAACUCAACGACAUCGCAUACGCCAACGGAGGAAAUCGCGCCUUCGGUCUUCCAGGCUACGCCGCCUCAGUUGACUUCAUCUACCACGAGAUCUCCAAACUAAAGGGCUUCAAGACCUGGAAACAAGAUUUCCCCGCCAACUUCACUCAAACGCUUGCGGCUGAGGUCACCGUCGAUGACGAGACUUUCAGAACUGUCGCUUUGACUUAUACACCCAGUACUUCUGAGGAUGGUGUAACAGCUGAGCUUGUUCAUGGUCCUGAAGGUACAGCUGCAUGUGAUGCCGCAAACUACGAGGGGCUAGAUGUUGAAGGAAAGGUUGUACUCGUUGAGCGCGGUCUUUGCCCUGAUGGAACUACAUUUGCUGGAAAGGUCAAACCCGCCGCAGCAGCAGGUGCUCAAGUGGUUGUUAUUUAUAACUCCGAUGAAGCGAAGCUUACAGCCGGUACUCUAUCGGCACCCAACCCAAAGGAGUACGUUCCCACUGGACUUAUUGAUCAAGACCCCGGAAAGGCACUGAAGGCUCGUCUCGAUGCUGGCGAGAAACUCGAAGUGUUCGUCAAGAUCAUCCAGACCAUAGAAACCCGCAUCACCCAGAACGUCUUUGCCGAAACUAAAGGAGGCGAUGGCGAGAACGUCGUCAUGCUGGGAGCUCAUCUUGACUCCGUCCAAGCAGGACCUGGCAUCAACGACGAUGGAUCAGGAACUUCGCUUAUCCUCGAGACAGCCAAGGCUCUACAGCACUUUUCCACCAAACUCAAGGUCCGAUUUGGAUGGUGGGGCGCCGAGGAGAACGGUCUCGUCGGAUCACGCUACUACGUCAACAACCUCAAGACCGAUGAUAUUGAUAACCUCUUGGCUUAUCUCAACUUCGACAUGGUAUCUCGUGGUUUCUUUGGUGUUUUCGACGGAACAGGCGAGAAGAUAGGUCCCGGUGGACCUCCCGGCUCUGAUGUCAUCGAGGAUCUCUUCCGAGAGUUCUUUGAGAAGGAAAAGAUCGAAGUUACACCCGUUGGUCUCACCGGUGGAACCGACUACGUUGCCUUCCGUGAGGUCAUUAAAAAGCCAGUUGGUGGUCUUUUCACUGGCACUGGUCUCGAGCAGGAUGCGUGUUAUCACCAAGCUUGCGACAACAUUACUAACCCUGUUCCUGAGACGCUUCACAUUAAUGCGAAGGCUGCUGCACAUGUUUUGAGCAAGCUUGCUAUUGAUGGUGUUAAGCUCAUUCCCAAGAUACCGUCCAACACCACCGUUGGUUCUAUCAAGAGGGUUAGAGACGCUGCUUCGUUGCAUUUACAUGAUGUCACUGGUUUCGAGGGAAAGCCUUGUGACCAUGAUAUCAUCUAG